This is a messenger RNA of Clunio marinus, 702 nucleotides long. The record is from the annotation of a GenBank genome assembly. Lineage: Eukaryota; Metazoa; Arthropoda; Insecta; Diptera; Chironomidae.
UUUCUUAUAGACCUUACUUUUAGCAGAACUUAAAGUUAGCUGUCUAUAUUUCUAGGUACAUCUGAAACUUUCUUAUGCCCGACUGUCAUAUGGAAACUUUAAACGGGGCAUGUCAUCAUUAUUGGUAGAUCAAGUGAAAAUUAAAUUUGUCAACAAAUAUAAGAAAAGUGAUAAAAUUAUUCUAAAUAUGUAUCUAUUAUUUGUUAUAAGCAUCUUGUCUUUUCUCAUGGCAUUCCACAAACAUCUAACACAACCGAUUCUGAAUUUCAUUUCACAAGAUUCACAGAAAGUUAAGGAAUUGAAGCAGGAAAGAUCAAAAUUAAAAGCACAGCUUGAACGUACGCCUAUGAAAGAACAAUAUACAGAGUUUGUUAAAAUUGAAAGAAAGAUUUGCAAGAUUGACAUUCAAAUUAAAGAUUCAAAUGAAAGUGACGUACUGAAGAACUUUCUCAUCAAUCAUGGAAUCAACUAUGGUAUAAAGAUCAUUGUCGGCCUCAUGUUAGUUUUUAUAACACUGUUCAAUCGAAAACACGCUGUUAUUGUAUUCAGUGACAAGUUCAAUUUCGCACCGUUUUCAGGGCUCAUUUCCUAUCCAGCAAACAUCAAAAACUGCGUUUCCUUACCAUUUUGGUUGUUCGUCAAUAAUUAUACAUUUCGUCAAAUCGCUAGUCAAAUAAAAUAAAGUAAUAGAAAAAUACAAUA